Messenger RNA from Loxodonta africana (African savanna elephant), 1903 nucleotides. It is a transcript of the gene EEF1A2, whose product is annotated as eukaryotic translation elongation factor 1 alpha 2. Bases 215 to 1606 code for a protein of 463 amino acids. Gene Ontology annotation, molecular function: translation elongation factor activity; GTPase activity; GTP binding. Gene Ontology annotation, biological process: translational elongation; translation. The transcript has 8 exons. NCBI's taxonomy places the organism in Eukaryota, Metazoa, Chordata, Mammalia, Proboscidea, Elephantidae. The record is from RefSeq and is a predicted model, not a curated record.
GCGUACCGCAGUGCCGUACUGCAGGGGCGCAGUGCACUGCGCCGCACCGUCAAUAGGUGGACCCCCUCCCGGAGAGAUAAAACCGCCGGCGCCAACGUCGCCAGUCCCUCUGGCUGAGACCGCGGCUCCGGCCCCACAGAAGCACUGCUCGGCAGCCCCCUCACCCCAAGUCAGAGCGCCCCAGGUUGUGCUGACUCCCCCACACCUGGGCAGAAUGGGGAAGGAGAAGACCCACAUCAAUAUUGUGGUCAUCGGCCACGUGGACUCAGGCAAGUCCACCACAACUGGCCACCUCAUCUACAAAUGCGGGGGCAUUGACAAGAGGACCAUUGAGAAGUUUGAGAAGGAGGCAGCCGAGAUGGGGAAAGGUUCCUUCAAGUAUGCCUGGGUACUGGACAAGCUGAAGGCAGAGCGUGAGCGUGGCAUCACCAUUGACAUCUCCCUGUGGAAGUUCGAGACCACCAAGUACUACAUCACCAUCAUUGACGCCCCGGGCCACCGCGACUUCAUCAAGAACAUGAUCACCGGCACAUCCCAGGCUGACUGUGCAGUGCUGAUCGUGGCUGCGGGCGUGGGAGAGUUCGAGGCCGGCAUCUCCAAGAACGGGCAGACACGGGAGCAUGCUCUGCUGGCCUACACACUGGGUGUGAAGCAGCUCAUCGUGGGUAUCAACAAGAUGGACUCCACGGAGCCACCCUACAGUGAGAAACGUUAUGACGAGAUCGUCAAGGAGGUCAGCGCCUACAUCAAGAAGAUCGGCUACAACCCAGCCACUGUGCCCUUUGUGCCCAUCUCCGGCUGGCACGGUGACAACAUGCUGGAGCCCUCUCCCAACAUGCCGUGGUUCAAAGGCUGGAAAGUGGAGCGCAAGGAAGGCAACGCCAGUGGCGUGUCCCUGCUGGAGGCCCUGGACACCAUCCUGCCCCCCACACGCCCCACCGACAAGCCCCUGCGCCUGCCACUGCAGGAUGUGUACAAAAUUGGCGGCAUCGGCACGGUGCCCGUGGGCCGUGUGGAGACAGGCAUCCUGCGCCCUGGCAUGGUGGUGACCUUCGCGCCCGUGAAUAUCACCACGGAGGUGAAGUCAGUGGAGAUGCACCAUGAGGCGCUGAGCGAGGCCUUGCCUGGCGACAACGUCGGCUUCAACGUGAAAAACGUGUCUGUCAAGGACAUCCGCCGGGGAAAUGUGUGCGGGGACAGCAAGUCGGACCCACCACAGGAGGCUGCCCAGUUCACCUCCCAGGUCAUCAUCCUGAACCACCCUGGGCAGAUCAGCGCCGGCUACUCACCGGUCAUCGACUGCCACACAGCCCACAUUGCCUGCAAGUUUGCGGAGCUGAAGGAAAAGAUAGACCGGCGCUCCGGCAAGAAGCUGGAGGACAACCCCAAGUCCCUGAAGUCAGGCGACGCAGCCAUUGUGGAGAUGGUCCCGGGAAAGCCCAUGUGUGUGGAGAGCUUCUCCCAGUACCCGCCUCUCGGCCGCUUCGCUGUGCGCGACAUGCGGCAGACGGUGGCCGUGGGCGUCAUCAAGAACGUGGAGAAGAAAAGCGGCGGGGCCGGCAAGGUCACCAAGUCCGCACAGAAGGCGCAGAAGGCGGGCAAGUGAAGCGCGGGCGCCCGCGGCGCGGCCCCCCCCGGCGGCGCCGCGCCCCGCCCCCGGCCCCGGCCCGGCUCCCGGCGCGGCCCCGGCGCCCCGCUCCCCCGCCAGGCGCAUGUCUGCACCUCCGCUUGUAAGAGGCUCUACGUCAGCGACUGGAUGCUCGCCAUCAAGGUCCAGUGGAAGUUCUUCAAGAGGAAAAACGUCUUCCCCCCCGCCCCCCAGGCUUCCGCGUCCAGCGCCCGCCGCGCUCAGUGUCCGUUUUACCAAUAAACUGAGCAACCCCGGAGCCGGUGUGCGCCUGUG